GAAAUUUUGGCCAUCUUCGGCCAUUUUUAAGAUUCGGAAUAUCUUCGUGUCGGUGUUAACGUAAAAAAGUCCCUAGACCGGUUGUCCACCACAGGAGAAAACUCUUAUUCCGGUUGUCAUGGAAACAAGAAGCAGGAAACAACAUGGUGGGUGGGAAAAGUCUGUUUUCGUAACAGUUGGAACAACAAGAUUUGAUAAACUGAUUGAAACAGUUUGCUGCGCGAGUACAUUAAAGUGUCUACAGAUGUUGGGUUAUAAGAAAGUGCUGUUGCAGGUUGGAGCUGGUGAGGUUGAACCAACAGAGUCCACAGUUCAGGGUAUCACUGUUGAUUCCUAUAGGUUCAAGCCUUCAAUAAAGGAAGAUAUUGACUCAGCUGACCUUGUUAUUAGUCAUGCAGGGGCAGGUAGCUGCCUUGAGACACUUGGUGCUGGUAAGAAACUUCUAGUGGUGAUAAAUGACGAGUUGAUGGGUAACCACCAAUUAGAGCUGGCUUAUCAGUUACAUCAAGAUCAACACCUGUAUUACUGUAAUUGCAAAAAUCUUGUGGAAACAUUAGAAACUUCAGAUUUUGAAAAGUUGGUGCCGUUCCAGCCAGGGAAACCAGAAAUCUUUGCACAAUUUCUUGAUAAAAUGAUGGGAUUUUCAUCACCAUGACAGUAUCUAAACUGAGCUCAGACAUGCAAUAAUUUAUGUGUUCAUCACCAGUAAAAGUUGGAUAUCUG
Ruditapes philippinarum (Manila clam) is the source of this 723-nucleotide messenger RNA. RefSeq names its product UDP-N-acetylglucosamine transferase subunit ALG13 homolog. The coding region runs from base 119 to 655 and encodes 178 amino acids. The record is from RefSeq and is a predicted model, not a curated record. Gene Ontology annotation, biological process: dolichol-linked oligosaccharide biosynthetic process. Gene Ontology annotation, molecular function: hexosyltransferase activity. The transcript is spliced from 5 exons. NCBI's taxonomy places the organism in Eukaryota, Metazoa, Mollusca, Bivalvia, Venerida, Veneridae.